Molecule: messenger RNA, 4593 nt
Organism: Chelmon rostratus (copperband butterflyfish)
Lineage: Eukaryota; Metazoa; Chordata; Actinopteri; Chaetodontiformes; Chaetodontidae
Gene: ube2f
Product: ubiquitin-conjugating enzyme E2F (putative)
Exons: 10
Coding region: 263-817 (184 amino acids)
Source: RefSeq, a predicted model, not a curated record
CCGGAACGAAGUUCUGACAGCUGAUUUCUCCAAUCAGUUCAUAUCCACUUCUAAACCCUAAAUAAUAAUUUCUGGAGUUAUUUACAACCGGACGUGCCUCCUGUAAUCUCCGGCUGGAGUCGCAGACAGCGCCGAGAACAGAGAGCAGCUGAUUAUGGUGUAGCACGGAGCGCUAGCUCUGAGACAGCAGGCAUUUGAGCAGCAGUGCAGUGCAGCACAGCGCAGCGUGGGGCAGAGCGAGGCAGAUCACAGCACCGUAGCCAUGCUUACAUUGGCCAGUAAGCUGAAGAGGGAUGAUGGAGGGAAGACGGGUCGUGCCUCUGGAGCCUCCGACUCCACCCACAGGGUCUCGAUCAGGGACCGCCUCCUUACCAAAGAAGUUGCAGAACUUGAAGCCAAUCUCCCUAGUACAUGCAAAGCCAGUUUCCCAGAUGAGGACAAGCUGCAUCAUUUUCAGCUGGCAGUUUCUCCUGAUGAGGGUUACUACCAAAGUGGAAGGUUUCAAUUUGAAAUAGACGUCCCAGAAGCCUAUAACAUGGUGCCUCCUAAAGUGAGAUGUCUGACCAGAAUAUGGCAUCCUAACAUCACAGAGAAUGGAGAGAUCUGUUUGAGCUUAUUGCGGGAACACUCUAUUGAUGGCACAGGCUGGGCCCCCACCAGAACAUUAAAGGAUGUGGUCUGGGGAUUGAACUCCUUGUUUACUGACCUAUUGAACUUUGAUGACCCGUUGAACAUCGAUGCAGCAGAACAUCAUUUGAGAGACAAGGAGGAUUUUCGGAAUAAGGUUCAAGAUUACAUCAAGCACUACGCCAGAUGAUAGAAGCAUCGGCUACCCACAUCAGCCUGCACCAACCAACCAACCAAACUGCUCUACCUUGCCUCUGCUUAUCUUGGCCAACUCCCACCCACGUGUGUGAAUCAACAGCUGACUCUGACUCUUACCACUCCCCUCCUCCUGACACCACAGCCCCGCUCAUGCCCUGCUGUUCACGCGAUUGCAAUAAACUCCACGUUGCAGGAAUGAAAUUAAAAAAAAAGAAAAGAAACGAAAUUAUGCUUUUGAGGAAGGGCUUGCAUACAAAAGAUAAAUAUGCUUUAAUUAUCCUAAUCGAUCGAGUGUUGCGACGACCACGAUGUCUGUUCAUUGUGGCGAGAUCACUGAAUGACGCUGCCUCGCUGAGCCCGUCAGAGACCGGCCAUGGCAACGACACGGCGAGGGAUUAGAUGUGGUGAUGUGAAAUUUGACUAAUCAAGAGAAAGAAUAUCUGUUACUAUCAGUUCUCUGUUCCAGUGCCUGCCAUGUUUGUGUCACUAAAGAGAAAAUGCAUGUGAGUUCACAAACAUAUAGACACACACGGUGUCAAAUCCUGUCGUAAAAGGUGAACACAUACAUACACAGCCCCACGAGACAGCAUGUGAAUGACCACAUUGUCCUGUUCUGUUGUCAUUCUCCUUGCAUGCACACACACAAACAAACAAACACACACACACACACAAAUCGCAUACAGACCUUCUGUGUGCGUUCAGCUCCAGUGGGGUAAAGUACGACUACUACAGCCAAAUGUAAUGUACUGUUUUCAGCUUCACCUCGUCUCUGUGCCCCGGCUCUCCCUCUCUGUCCUCCCUCCAUCUGUCUCUGUGUUUCAUGCACACACACAACCGCAUGCACCUUUCUCCAUUGAGGAUGGAGAGGUUUGAUUCAUACUCAAAGUGCAAUCAGAAAGUACUGGGACAGUGGCGUGUUUUUUGAUGUGUUCGCUCUGUGCUUCUGCACAAUUGAUUCAGAAUGAAGCAAUGACUCCACUAGGUUUAAUGAACAGCAUGUUGAACAUGUGAACAUAAAGAGGCUAUAAUGGAUGUCUUUAUAAUAGCAAAGUAUCAAAUGACUGUGAAAAUAAUGUGACAAAUAAUGUGAAAGGGGUCCUCAUAGAGAUAAACCUGCAGAGAAUUAUCACUUGAGUUUGUAAGCUCCCCUCGGCUUUUCGUUACUUUAUCGUGAAUUUCACCUCAUUGUGCAGCUGUCGGGCCGCAACUUUACUUUGUUGGUACACUGUCACCGCUCUCAUAGUGUCAUUUUCAGUGAAAAAGCUCUAAAAACCCACUGAAAACCUCCUGCUCAGCACCAAACAGCAGACGAACACAGUAUAGAGUAUUUAGAAGCUUAAAGAGCCAGAUAUUUCCCUCAAGUGCUGGUAGACCUGCCAGAAACAAAUGAAAGAGAGUGAACGUCAGACUUAGAUUGAGCAUGUGCAGAAACAUGUGGUCAAACAAAUGAUUAUGUUGCUCUGACUACUCAAUGUGCAAAUAAUCUUCAGUUUGCUAACAAGUGUGGCGCAUCAACAAAAGCUGAUAUUGUUUCCGUCCGCAAGCUCAUGAUUAUUUUCCUAAAAUUUGGGGGUUACUACGAGUCCUAUAUUGUUCACCCAACAUGUGAACACCUCUAAAAACACCCUUAAAGUCAAGAUGAUAUGAGAAAUGCCUUUUUAAACCUUCACACAUCACCGGUCAAAAUAUAUGCUUGAAUAAUACAAAAUAAAUCUAUUUCUUUACAUUCUUACAUUAAAAUUGCUUACUUCCUGUAAAACACAGUAUGUCGUGUGCUUGCGUAAUACGAUUAGCUAGCUAGCUAGAAACAGCAUGGUAUGCCGGUGUGUCUUUGCGUGUUCGCCACCUCAAACCUUGUUCCGGUUCCUCAAAAUACCGUGUUUACAGGCCCGCUGGUGAGAAUUGAUCCGCUAUGGGGAAAGUGGUUUCAGUGACAGCGCCAGAUUAUGCACAAUCAUGAUCGAUGGGUUUCAUCCAUCUCCUUCUGACGGAUACCGCCAUCCCGUUAUCGCUUUUCAACGUUCAGUUAAAAUUUGUCCCGACGCUCUGUUCCGUUCGCCCGUCUGUCCUGUUUUCCCUCAGAAAUGUGUCACGAUCCAUCCAGACUUUAAAGCUGAAAGUCAGCGAUUUAACCUCACAGUCGUUGUUUCAUUUCACCGUCGUUGUGCUGCAGCCGACAUUUUGCUGUCCCAACACUCUAUGACUGCAGUGUACACCCCCUCUCAUGGUGGUUACUGUGGGAGGUGUCCCAAGCUGACGUGGAGUGUGUCUUUCUGGAAGGACAGCACUCCACUCUCUCUUUCUCUUUGUGUGUGUGUGUGUGUGGAUGUGUUUGGAGAAGUCAAUAGCAGAUGUUCAUAAAGUCACUCGGAUAGCAAGCUAACUAGCUAGUGAGCUUACUAGCUAGCUAGUGGUUUUCACGCAGUGCCAGGGACUCUCAUCAAGCAUGUGCAGCACUUGAUGUCUAUUCAAUGUGGCAGGCUAACCUACUUUAGGCUAAUGUAGGCUAGCUCAUAGCCAAGAAGCUACAUCUCAUGAUACUUGGGGUGCUGCCAUUGAUGCACUCUGGGGGAACUGAUCAUGAUGCAUGUCUGCAAGUGAGAUUAGCUUGCACGCUACAAUGCUUAUUAACUCACUUCUUAGCUUGUUAGCUUUUUGCAUAGGCUGAGCUGACUAGAGUAAGCGAUGAGGUGCAAUGCACUGUGGGACGCCGCUGGUGAUUACGAGCUAAUCAGAUAACCACAAAAUGUUUUUAUGAACUUCUGCCAUUGUUUUGGUCAUAAAAUGUGUGUGUGCGUGUGUGUUAAAGAAAGAAAGAGAGACUGUCACUCAGUUAGCCAAUGAGGGCAUGCCGUGCGUAUGUUUGUGUAUGUGUGUGUGUGUGUGUUUGUCAGCCCUGGCUAGCGUUGUGCCUCUGGUUUGAGUCGUCUGUCUGGUCAUUAAGACUGCUCUCACUCCAUUCAGCUUUGUGUUCACACGUCUGCAUGAGGCAAAGUCUCCGCGAUCUGCCAGUGGUGCAUUUUACUAAGGAUGUCAGAAAUGUAGUUGUCGAAGGUCAAAACUUUACGUCUGAGGUGUGUGUGUGUGUACAGACUGAAAUCAUGUGCUUGGUGAUGCUUGGUUUGUGUGAGCGUGCGCGUGUGUGUGUGAGCAGUUACAGUACGACAUGUGUUGAAAUGAUGUGAUAUGUUAGCAUGCUCUGGUUCCCUCUUCUCUUUUUGUUAUUCUGGCCCAGGGUUCAACAGCUCAAAUUAUUAUUGUUUUCCUCGAGAAAGUGAACAGAAUAACCGACGACACUGACUUCUGCCAAAACAAAGGACCUGAGGAUAUGACAAACACCAAGUCCGUAGAAAGCAGAUGUGAAUGUGGGCGCUCCAUAGCAUUUUCCAGCAUGGUUUUGGUCCACUAAGACUUUGACAGCUAAUGCAGCUGCCUAUUAAUUUAAAGCCAUCCUGCAUAAUUGCCGUGACAGUUAAUUGUCAUGGUAGUAGUUGCCUCCAGGAUAUGACAGCCCAGCACUCUGUACUUAAUCUUAGCCUUACUAGUACUCUGAUUUCAGCUUCCUGUUGGACAUCUUGUCAUAUGUCCUUUAAUUUGGCAGUCAGCAGUGUGUUUUGCCCCCCAGGAUGUCAUUGGGAAUUGUCUCUGCUUGGGCUAACUCCAUCUUUGGGCCAGAGGAGGAAGAUUAACAACCUGUUCUUCUUCAAGUCCUCAACCUUUUCUUUCUCAGAUUGUAUAUCCAUUUUUUAAGAUAUAUUAAAAGAGAAU